This is a messenger RNA of Vicugna pacos (alpaca), 374 nucleotides long. NCBI's taxonomy places the organism in Eukaryota, Metazoa, Chordata, Mammalia, Artiodactyla, Camelidae. The record is from RefSeq and is a predicted model, not a curated record.
GGUGUCCUGCAGGAUAAAAGAAGCUGUGUGCAGUCACCUCCAGAGUGAGUUCUGUCUUCUGUGCCUCACUGGACUGAACAGCCAGCAACAGCGGCUCAGACAUGAAGCUGGUGACGGUCCUCAUGCUGGUCGCCCUCCCCCUUUACUGCUAUGCAGGUUCUGGCUGCUCUGUUCUCGAAAAGGCGGUUGAAGAUGGAAUCAGUCCUAAUGUGUCCGUGGCUGAAUACAUACUCUCUCUUCAAGAGUUCAUAGACGAUGAAGACACUGCAAAUGCCAUAAGGGAACUUAAGCAAUGUUUUCUCAUCCAGUCAAAUGAAACUCUGGACAAUUUCGAAGUGAUGAUGGUAAUUUUGGCUUUUUCUGAUAUGUUUUAG